This is a messenger RNA of Anisakis simplex (herring worm), 615 nucleotides long. Lineage: Eukaryota; Metazoa; Nematoda; Chromadorea; Rhabditida; Anisakidae. The record is from the annotation of a GenBank genome assembly.
AUGAAUAAUUUGCGAAGUUUUGCACUGAGAGAAGAAGAACGCAACGAAGAAACAAGUCAACUUUGGCUGUUGAGACAUCUGCGUUCACUGCUCAACGAUGUUCAAGAUUCGAUUCUUAGUUCUUUUAUUUUGCAUCAGGAUUGCACACCAUUACGGAAGUUUGUUAAUGAUAGCAGUAGAAGGAGGAUGCUUUAUAUCUGCGUAAAAAGGAAAAAGACGGCGACGAAAGCGUUAGGGAGAUUGACAGAAAACGAGUUGAUCAAAAAUGGCAAUGAGCAAAAAGCUUGGAGAGUACAAUCUCCAGCCAUCGUCAAAAAGGCUAUGGGCAAGAAAUCAGUUGGUAAGAAGAAAAAGAGCAAAGUCGCGCAAAAAGUUGAAGAAGCAGUCGGAGUUGAGAGGACCGACAAAUUGGAACAAAAUCCAAACGAUAGAACGGACGGGAGUUUCAGUGAGAUUUCCGCUCAACCGGACGUAACACUCAGCUGGAGCGAUACAAAGUUGCCCGCGAACUGUAAUGAAUUCAUUUUCAUCAUCACCAAAACAACUUUACGUGUAGCCACCUUCGGUUUCGAUCAACAGUUUUAUGUUGGUAAGUGCCUUGCUUCGUCGAUAUGA